Messenger RNA from Amoebophrya sp. A25, 3453 nucleotides. The record is from the annotation of a GenBank genome assembly. Lineage: Eukaryota; Dinophyceae; Syndiniales; Amoebophryaceae.
GGGCAACUCUCCCUGCCCCAACAGAGCUCUGCGGUCAUGCAGGAUUGAAAAACAAAUUGCGCCCCUACCCACACUGAACAAAAAAAAUGCUAAGGAGUUAUCCACCUAUGCAUCUGGAUCAGAAUCUCCCUUCAUUAUCUGUUGUACACUUGAUUGUUAUUAACAUCAUUUUCCAAUUCACAUAUCACAAAUUCCUAUGUCCGAAACCGAACAUUAUCAACACUUCUAUUACUAAUAACACCUCCGUCUGUCUCUUCAACUCGUUGGUGAAUGAGGUACUACAACCACUACAUGUACAACUAUUAUCACUAGUAGUAGUAUCUGCACCACCAACAAUAUUCUAGACGUUGACGUCGUCAAGUCAUUCACUAAAAGUACGAGCAACCAGAGGACUAAAACCAACAAAAUGGUCGUUCGUUCACCUCAUUUCGCGAAGCUUCAAGCAAGCUACCUCUUUCGCCUCAUCGCAGAGAAGAAAGAGGAGUACUUGCAAAAGCAGGCAUCGGGCGAAACAGAGAACCCAAGUCGGCCGCUUAUUUCCCUUGGUAUCGGUGAUACGACACAGCCGUUGCCGCCUUUUAUCGGCUUAUGGCAGACAGAUGCACCAGCAGGAGAUGUUCAUUUCUAUUUUAGUCCAGAUGUACAAGAAACUGCGAGCGUGAGGAACAACAUCAUGAAUCUAUUAAGAAGAAUCGUGAUCGUCAACAAUCGCUUGAUCCUAAAAACUCUAGACUCCAUCUCUAAUCUCCAAUGCCUUGAAAUCUGCCGCGGAAGGCCUUAUGACCCCUGAAGGCUACAGCGGCUAUCCUGACUGGAACGGGCGCGAAGAUCUCCGCAAACUCAUUGCUGAGAAGUUUUACAACAAUCUUGUUGCACCGGAUGAAGUUAUCAUCUCAGACGGCUCAAAACCUGACUUAGCUCGCAUGCAAUUGCUGUUCGGAGAGUGUAACAUAGCCGUCCAGGAUCCCGUGUAUCCUGCAUAUGUGGAUGGCAGUGUAAUCGCGGGAAAAACAGGUGGACCGGUGGGGGAUGGGAGUUCGAGGUGUCUAUGUAUAAUAUAUGAGUGUCCUUGCGGGUUUGAUUUUUCUUGUAGAGGGUCGUCACCAUUACCAUUAGCGAUACAACCACAUGAUGAUGAUGCGCUCUUUCUUCAGUCCUCUUGGUUGCUGCCGUAUCACGCCUGCCCAUCUGAGAAAAUCGAAACAUCUUCAGGUAUCAAGGUAUCAGCUACCUACCAUGCACCCCAGAAAAUGGAUUCUUCCCCGACCUGGACUCUGUCGAGAGAAAGAGCUACGUCCUCUUCUUCUGCUCACCCAACAAUCCCACUGGAGCAGUGGCGUCAAGAUCACAACUGGAGAAGCUUGUAGCAUUUGCUAAAGAGACGAAAUCCGUGAUCGUUUUCGACUCUGCCUAUUCCGCUUUUGUCAAUUCUACUUCUUCGGGAGAACAAGACGUUGACGUGGAUAGCACGACGACUUUCGAAUACCCACGCUCCAUCUACGAAGUUCCGGGUGGACUGGAUGUGGCAAUUGAGACGUCGAGUUUUUCCUAUGGCUGCUCAAGAAGGAUUCACUUCUUCACGUACUAAAAGUGCGGUCUCUGUGCACUAGAAGAAGUUGUAGAUGAAAGGUCCAGGUCCUCCUGAGGGAUCUCCAGAUAAGUAAUAUCUUCCAGCGAGGAGGGCCACGACUUCUCGAUGAAUACCACGACCUCUAAGAGGGCCCUGAGGGAUCCAGAUAAUAUCUUCCAGCGAGGGCCCCCACGACUUCUCGAAUACCAAUACCACGACCUCUAAUUCCCGAAACUAGUAGGCUUCACCGGCGUCCGGUUAGGAUGGACCGUUUGUCCGAAGAAGGUUAUGUAUGAGGAUGGGAAAACGCCGCUCUAUGACGACUGGAAGCGAAUUUGCGGCACAUAUUUCAAUGGCCCCAGUAACAUUGCGGAAGCAGGAGGCGUUGCAUGUAUGCAGGACAAGGGACAGGAAGAGAUGAAAGGUAAUGAUCGUGGCUUUCUUCUUACCUUGAUGUGCUCGAAAUCACACUAGCAGAGAAGUCCAGUAGAUGAAAGAAGCGUUUUUCGAAAAACUGAAAUAAGCGAGUUCCUGAAUGAAAUAAGGGAGGUAACUUAACAUCAAGGCUACUCUUCCUCCUCAUCAUGGUUUAUAUGAAGAAAGUACAUGAAUACACUACCAAAAACAAGCCCUUCAAAAGGGUCAAAAAGAGGCACGUUCUUGAGUGCGCCUCUCCAUCUGCAGCAGGCUACAGCGUUUUCUAAGGGGACAAGGAUGGUGGUUAAGGAUGUAAAUCGCGGACCUACAUACUGGGCUUCUACUCGUCUUCUUCUUUCAUCUACUGCUCUCGAUGACGGUCGAUCACCAUCUCAUCAACGCCUUUUCCCCCAACUACAAACACAGGCCUCAUCAACUAUUAUAUGCGCAAUGCGAAAGCGCUUCGGAGUGUCCUAGUAUCCAAAGGCGGUCUAGACGUUUAUGGUGGUGUGCACUCGCCAUACCUGUGGGCGAAAGCGCCAAGUGGUCAGACCAGCUGGUCUUUCUGGCAGACGCUGCUGGAGAAAUGUCAUUAUGGAGGACUCUUUGUUCCGCCUUGUUUGUAAAGAGAAUAGUAGAGAAAGUAUUCUGCAUGAUCAAGAAGUACCAGCUUAACUCUCUCCGUAAUUCAAUCAUUUUCCAGCUGCAUCCUUGAAAAGUAUGCCAGAUUAUCGCACUGGGAUACUCCGCCAUACGUUUCAAGGAUGCAGGCAAAGAUACAUGAUUAGCUACAGCCUUAACCAGCCGCAUCACGCCUCUCAUUUUCUGUCAGCACAUAUGAUUAUAGUAAAUUAUCUUCCUCUAACCUUCAAUCAUCACCACUCCCGGCGUCGGCUUCGGACAGGAAGGAGAGGGGUUUGUGCGUUUUAGCUGCUUCUGUGACCACGACAAGGUAGCAGAAUGCGUCCAAAGACUUGAACAAUUCUUUCUGAUCAAAGAAGACGUGGAGAUGGCGGUUGGAGCAUAGAUGAGACGGUGGAGAUGGCGGUUGGAGCAUAGUUGAGAAUCCUUCGGGAGAUUGAUCUUGUAAGUAUAUUAGUCACAUUCAUAAUCAAAAUGAGGAUCCAUUUUCCAUGGAGGAUUCUUCUCUUAGUGGUCGUGAGCAUGUUGAAGAUUCCUGAUCUCCAUGCACACUAAGAUCAUGAGCAAUCUCCAUCAUGUCUGUUUGUUGUCAUAGUGACAUGUGUUUUUUGUAGCAAGUAGGAAGAGAAGAACCAUAACUUCUGCUUAGAAAGAAUUCCGAGAAAGAGAAUGAACAGUACGCAAUACAAAUAGUAAUAUCUACGCAUGAGAUGAAUACGCAAAUCACAUCAUUGUAUCUUCGAUUUGCUGCUACCGGGAUCUCUCGCAGACACAUACUCAAACACUACGGAAUCGUGAUGCACAUUAUCUAAGCUUACAAGAGG